AUGUCUGAGGAAGAAUUGGACGAUACUUAUAGCGAAAAUUACAAUGAAGAUGAAUACGAAAUAGAAACAGAUACACAUGAGCGAUCAUACUCUGGAAUUUCAAAAAUAGGCAUUUACAAUGGCGAUAGAAAUAAUAACAAUGAAAGACAUGGUUAUGGCAAAGCUUUACUACCAAAUGGGGACAAUUAUGAAGGACAUUAUGAAAAUGGCCUAAGACAUGGUUAUGGGAUUUAUAAAUUUCGUGAUGGAGCAAUGUAUAAAGGAUUUUAUAAAAAGGGAAAAAGACAUGGUGAUGGUAUAAUGAUUUACAUGGAUAGCUCUAAAUAUGAAGGAGAAUGGAUAAAUAAUGAAAAGUAUGGCCGAGGAAAAUAUACAUAUAAAAAUGGUGACGUAUUUGAAGGUUUAUGGAAAUCGAAUAAGAAACAUGGUCUAGGUACUUACAAAUAUUCUAAGUCAAAAAAUAUUUUAACAGGAAUGUGGCAUGAAAAUAAAAGAAUCAAAGGAUUUAAAAUUUUUUUUCCUUGCAAAUUUCAAAAUUCUGGUUACAUAUUUCACGGAACAUGGAACGAAAAUGAACUAGUAAAUAUAUAA
Messenger RNA from Daktulosphaira vitifoliae (grape phylloxera), 591 nucleotides. RefSeq names its product radial spoke head 1 homolog. The record is from RefSeq and is a predicted model, not a curated record. Gene Ontology annotation, biological process: axoneme assembly; spermatid development. The transcript is spliced from 3 exons. Gene Ontology annotation, cellular component: nucleus; motile cilium. Lineage: Eukaryota; Metazoa; Arthropoda; Insecta; Hemiptera; Phylloxeridae. The coding region runs from base 1 to 591 and encodes 196 amino acids.